Messenger RNA from Microdochium trichocladiopsis, 782 nucleotides. RefSeq lists its product as uncharacterized. The coding region runs from base 251 to 706 and encodes 151 amino acids. Lineage: Eukaryota; Fungi; Ascomycota; Sordariomycetes; Xylariales; Microdochiaceae. The transcript has a single exon. The record is from RefSeq and is a predicted model, not a curated record.
ACGAAAAUGAGGUAAAUUUGUUGCUACCGAGCGAAGAAAGGCAGACGUAAGAAUAACUUUGAUAUCCUACACAAACGGCUAGUUCCCAGCUGGCAUAUGUAUAGCGGGUCAAAAUUUCCAGAACCCACCCGCUGAACAGAACAAUAACGGAAGAUUUCAUUUAACUAUGGUCCCAGAUCCGGGGGCCGGGUCCAUACAACAGCCGGCCAGCAGUGUGUCGGUUCCAUGAGCUGUACUUCAAGAACAAACCAUGCCUGGGGGCUCCGUUCGUCCUCGUGCUUUGCAUACUGCCGAGUCAACCUUGGAGGCCCGGUCACAGACCUUGCUAGGCCCUCGUGGGUCGAAAAGGAGGGGCACAUGUAUCGCAUCCGACAGGACAAUCUCUCUGAAAAUGACGGCGUUGUUUAUCUUGUCUAGCUCGAAAGAAACAUGGGUUUGUGAGCGGGGGAAUGCGGAAAUUAAGACGAACACUUCCGCGACACGUUUUCAGACUAGCGCCUGCGCCAAGGGGCAUGGCCAUGUGGCCGCCGUUUGUCUGACCCGCCGCUCUGGUCCAGCCACCAUAAGGGUGCUAGAAAAAAGGGGAGCCUGUCUCAAGCCUCCUCUACCAAGGCGCUGGCCACCACGAUGGAAAUCAAGAUAUCAAAAUCAUGCACUUUGGACAGCAACUCACGUCACGCAUAGAGAGAGCAAGCAAGAUUGUUGAAAAGAUAUGGUUGAAAUGCCCUUUGUCAAAUGGCAGUUUGCAAAUAUGAUACGGGAGAAAUGGCGAGAUAUUGUCC